CUCAAGUAUGUACUAUUGAAUCGAUGACUGUCUCUUACACAGGCUUUCACGAUAGAUUCGUGGUUCUAGAACGGCAGGGGAGGGGCGGGGCAGCGUCGGUUGGCACGUGUGCAAAGUCUCACUCCUACGUGCGAGGCCACUUUUUCUCAUUGGUUUGCUCAUUAUCUGCAUUUCUGCUUCACAGAUCGAAUCUGAAGAGGAUUCACUGAUGUGAUUUUAAGCAUGCAUUAUGUUCCUUUUCUUUUGGGUGUAUAUUAGGCGCUGUAGUAGCUAAGCUGAGCGGGAGGGGGAAGCUACAUUUAAUUGAAUAUUGUGUUAUGGCAUAUCAUGCUUGCGAACAGAAAUUGGCAGCAAAACGAAAUCAUGUUCUUUGUUAGUUUGGAGACAAUAAUGGUGUCAUCAACCAGAUAGAUGUUGCAAGGGAACAUUUUGGAGCUUGGUUUAUCAAAUGAUUGGUAGAAAGUAUAUUAUGAUGAGCAGUGCCACUAUGGGCAUCUGUCUGUUGAAAUGUGAAGGGCCUUGGCUUCUCUACAUUCUAUUGAGUUUUCUCCUAAUAAACAAUAGCACAGCUAUCAGUCCUGAUGGUGAGGCACUUCUAAGCUUCAGGACGGCUAUUCUCAGUUCAGAUGGCAUUCUGCCUUUAUGGAGACCUGAGGAUCCUGACCCAUGUAAAUGGAAGGGGGUGACAUGCGAUCCAAAGACAAAGAGAGUUAUACAAUUGAACCUGAGAAAUCAUAAAUUGAGUGGAUCCAUAUCACCUGACCUUGGAAAGCUUGAGCACUUGAAGAUUUUGGCACUUCAUAACAACAAUUUCUAUGGGACAAUUCCUUCAGAAUUGGGAAAUUGCACACAGCUGGAGGCUAUAUACUUGCAGGGAAACUAUUUAAGUGGAUCGAUUCCAAGUGAACUUGGGAACCUAUCUGAGCUUCAAUUUCUAGACAUUUCAGGCAACUCUCUCAGUGGUUAUAUCCCUGGUUCACUUGGGAAGUUAGAUAAACUCAUUGCUUUUAAUGUGUCGAACAAUUUUCUUCUUGGUCUGAUACCAUCUGAGGGUGUUCUCACCAACUUUGCUGAAAGCUCCUUCUCUGGGAAUCGUGAUUUGUGUGGCAAGCAGAUCAAUAUUAAGGCAUGCAAAAAUAAUGGUGGAGGAAGUGGUCCAAGCUCAGACUCUCCAUUAGCCCAAACCCAAGGAGGAAAAAAGAAAUACUCCGGCCGUUUGUUUAUUAGUGCUUCUGCGACUGUGGGAGCGCUUCUUUUGGUGGCACUUAUGUGUUUCUGGGGAUGCUUUCUUUAUAAGAAAUUUGGCAAAAAUGAUGGCAACAGUCUUGCUCUUGCAAUGGAUGUCAGUGGAGGUGCAUCAAUUGUGAUGUUUCAUGGAGACUUACCUUAUUCUUCAAAAGACAUUAUUAAAAAAUUGGAGACUUUGAAUAAGGAACACAUAAUUGGCUGUGGGGGUUUUGGAACAGUAUACAAGCUUGCAAUGGAUGAUGGCAAUAUAUUUGCCCUGAAAAGAAUUGUAAAGCUGAAUGAGGGCUUUGAUCGAUUUUUUGAGAGGGAGCUUGAAAUUCUUGGAAGCAUCAAACAUCGAUACUUGGUGAACUUGAGAGGAUAUUGUAAUUCCCCUUCUUCAAAAUUAUUAAUUUAUGAUUUUCUAUCUGGUGGUAGCCUUGAUGAAGCUCUUCAUGAAAGAUCAGAGCAAUUGAACUGGGAUGCACGCCUAAAUAUUAUUAUGGAAGCAGCAAAAGGGCUGGCUUACUUGCACCAUGAUUGUUCCCCUAGGAUCAUACACCUCGACAUAAAAUCAAGCAACAUUUUGCUUGAUGGAAAUUUGGAGGCUCGAGUUUCAGACUUUGGACUAGCAAAACUGUUAGAAGAUGAAGAAUCUCACAUCACAACCAUUGUUGCUGGGACAUUCGGUUAUCUGGCUCCAGAGUACAUGCAAAGUGGUCGAGCAACUGAGAAGACUGAUGUUUAUAGUUUUGGGGUACUGGUGCUUGAAGUUUUGAGUGGAAAGCGACCUACUGAUGCAUCCUUCAUUGAGAAGGGCCUUAACAUUGUUGGCUGGUUAAAUUUUCUAAUUACAGAGAACAGGCAGCGGGAGAUCGUUGAUCCAAACUGUGAAGGUGUGCAGGUCAAAAGCUUGGAUGCACUGCUCUCUGUUGCUAUUCAGUGUGUUUCUUCGAGCCCAGAAGAUCGGCCUACAAUGCACAGGGUCGUCCAGUUACUUGAAUCUGAGGUCGUGACUCCGUGCCCAAGUGACUUCUACGAUUCUAAUUCAGAUCGAGAACUGUAAGAUGGAAAUGAAAGACUAGUUUGAGCUUACAUUUAUAUCACUGCAGUGUAAAGCAGAAAAGUAAUGGAAGCAGUGAAAAGGGUUUAAAAUCUGCAGCAGUUUUACUUCCGUUCCAUUCGUUCAUUCGUUCUGCAGAUUUAAUGAAAAUAAGAAGAUGAAACAUUUCAUCACUUUCCAUCUGACCUCAGUAUGAGCAGUCUGAGUUAGUCACCUGCACGGUUCUGGGUUGCAUUUCUUUACCAGUGUUGGCAAAUUGCGUGGGUGCUUGCGUUCUCUCCUUCACAUGAAAUGAGUUCUGCACUCACAUUAACUGUAUAUGAAAUUUGUAUAAGUUGAGAAUAUUUUGUCCUUCCAAGUGUUCUUGUUUUAUGUCAAUUUUGUAAAAUAUGAUUCAAUUUGACAAUAAUCAACAACUUCUUUACCAUUGGGAGGAAA
Molecule: messenger RNA, 2728 nt
Organism: Tripterygium wilfordii
Lineage: Eukaryota; Viridiplantae; Streptophyta; Magnoliopsida; Celastrales; Celastraceae
Product: LRR receptor-like serine/threonine-protein kinase FEI 2
Exons: 17
Coding region: 449-2293 (614 amino acids)
Biological process (GO): protein phosphorylation
Molecular function (GO): protein kinase activity; ATP binding; protein binding
Source: RefSeq, a predicted model, not a curated record